Messenger RNA from Drosophila eugracilis, 3729 nucleotides. RefSeq names its product calcium release-activated calcium channel protein 1 (gene Orai). Gene Ontology annotation, cellular component: membrane. Gene Ontology annotation, molecular function: store-operated calcium channel activity. The record is from RefSeq and is a predicted model, not a curated record. NCBI's taxonomy places the organism in Eukaryota, Metazoa, Arthropoda, Insecta, Diptera, Drosophilidae. The transcript has 2 exons. Bases 1664 to 3205 code for a protein of 513 amino acids. Gene Ontology annotation, biological process: store-operated calcium entry.
CUUGCCAUCGCCGAAGGAACAAGAGGCGCGAAAAGCGAAAAGCGCGGACACAGAAAUGAAAUCGAAUUGAAUGUGCACCGCCGUCGCGCGCACCUGUAUUGUGAAUUUUCUGUGGCGGAAAAGGCAAGAGUUACUUUUCGAUUCCGUUCUCUUGCGUGGCCAUUUUUUGCGGAAGUGUCGACAGCAUCCGUAAAUGUUUGCAGAUCUAUUCUGCUGAAUUGUUUUUAUCUUAACAGUCGUUAAGAACAACUCUGGGCCUUGGCCACAUCAAAGAAAGUUCAUCCAACAAGUGCCUGCUAAAAACUUUUUUUUAUUGACACAUGUAUUUUACAUUUUUAUAAAGCCCAUAAAAUGUGUUUAUAAAUAAAAAGUAAAUAUUUCAACGGAAAAAAAUACACUGAGAGAGUGCGGCACAGAGUAAGAGAGAGAGGCGAGAAAAUUUUCAGCGUGCGUGUGUGUGCUUAUGUGGGUAAUUGUUGAUCAAUUGUCAUGUGCAAAAAAAAUGAUGAAAACAAUAACAGCCAGCGAAAAUCAUUCAGCAUCAUCAAUGGGAAGCAUUGCAAAAUCAGCCAAGUGAAACGGAACAAAAUCGAAUAAAGCUCCAACGAAAAAACAAAACAAAACCGGAAAACGGUGAGAUUACAGUAACAAGUGGCAAACGAGCUCUAGAAUUGAGAUCUAUACAAAAGCCAAGUACAGUGAAUCAACGGUCUUUGAAAGUUAAAUAGCUUCUGGUUCUAAGUGUACUAUUGUGAAUCAUAAAUGUUGUGAAUUUCCAAGAGUAAAUCCAAUGAUAACGCUAAACCCUCAGCUGAGCAACAAGUUGAUAUUGCAAAUUCAGACUUCUGGGACCCGAAAACGAUAAAAACUCUGUUGAGAUCAAGAGUAAUAACAUUAAUAUUCCAAAGAUCCAAAAAGAGAGAGAAAAGUUCACGAAAAGCCAUAAAAUUCAUAUAGAACUGAGGUCCAAAUGGUUGACAAAUGAAUAAUAUAACUGCUGCGAAUCGAGGAGUACUGUGAACAGCAAAUUGAAACGUUCUAAGAAAGUGCUCCAUAAUUGAGGCAGGGCGUUGUCGAUAACCAACAUGGGACCUUUAUGACCUGAUGGAAUAUUUUUUAUUUCAUUUAUUAAUAUAUGCCAGACAUUGGAAAUCAGUCGAUCUGUUCGGUUAACUUGUUGGAGCACAAAACUAAACGGUAUUUUUCGUGGAACAGCUUAAGAACUGAAAUUUAAGUAAGCUAGACUUUUAACACUAUAUAAGAAGGAAAUCUCUCAGACUGUAUAGAGAAAACUUUUGGAGGCAAAAUCAAAAUUAUAAAUUGUCAGAGCUGAAGUUUGGAUGAUCGUUAACUUAUAUUAAAUCACACCAAACAUUAAAAGAAGCUGGAAACAACAUAACUUCAUGACAUUAGAGAUAUUUGAUGAUUUUUCAUAAUUAUAAACAAGCUAUUGUAGAUCGAACUUCUUCUCAAAAAAGUUUCAAUAUUAUUAAAAGAAAAGCUACAUAAUAUCUCGAUAGAUAAACAAUUUGUUGCCUUUCCCACAGAAAGCCAAUAGAAUUGUUCACCCUUAACCCAUCCAAAACUAGAAAAAAUUUCAGACUGAUAGCAUCUGAUCUCGCAGAGCAAAAGAAAACAAAGUUAUAAAAUAAGGCAAUAGCCCAUGCCACCUUUUGAAGAAGGGGAAAUCAAGGAAGAGGAGCAGAUACCUCUAAAGCCACCUCGUCGACAGAAGACAAUGAAGACUGCAGAGCAAGAAACAGCCCAGCCGCCGGCAGAGGAUCACGAAGAGGAGCAUUUGCUGCCCGCGACAGGGAUUAGCAAUCUGCGUUAUGCCCAGGCAAAUUUGAGUCAGAGCAGUUUGAUGCUAAGCCAUCAGCAGGGCUCCUUUGAAUCGUCCACCGAACGAACGGCGAGUAGUGAGACCCUGGAUGUUAUGCCGAUAUCGAGGCGAUACCAGGUGCAUCCCCAGCCGAACCGCAUGGGGAUUCGGCAGCAACCUUCGGCCUUGGCGAGCGCUCUGCAUGCCACUGCCAGAUUGGCGGCCAGUGUGGAUGCCUAUACGGCGGCGGCUACAGCCACAGCGGCAACCGGCGACUACGGCGAUCAUAUGCGCCAGAAUCCGAACCUCAGUCACAUCCACCAACAGCCCCACCAGUCCCACCAGACCACCCAGCAGCCCCUCCAACACCAUCAUCUACACCAGCUGCCCGCUCACCAACUGGGCAAUCUCAGAGCGAGCAAUUUUGUUGGGUCGUCGCGGUAUCUCUAUCACAGCCAGUUCAAUUCGAAUUCGCCGCAAACGAGACGCUUCACUGCGCAGCGAGACGGCUCGCCAGCAUUCGCGGCUUCAGCGAUAGCAGCUUCAGCGGCAGCAGCUUCAGCAGUAGCACCAAUAGCGCCACUAGCACCACUCGCACCACUAUCCUCCAUAGCAUCGCCCUCAUUUGCGGCCCAGCCGCCGCCCUUUCAGUUGCGUACCUAUCAACAGAAUCAAUCCUACCGCUUUCAGCCGCGCGGACAUCACCGCACCGCCAGCAGCAGCAUGUCGCAGUCCGGCGAGGAUCUCCACUCGCCCACGUAUCUAUCCUGGAGGAAACUUCAGCUGAGUCGGGCCAAGCUCAAGGCUUCCAGUAAGACAUCAGCCCUGCUCUCAGGAUUUGCCAUGGUGGCAAUGGUGGAGGUGCAACUGGAUCACGACACAAGUGUACCACCGGGCAUGCUGAUAGCCUUCGCCAUCUGCACCACCCUCCUGGUGGCGGUGCACAUGCUGGCCCUGAUGAUCAGCACCUGUAUCCUGCCAAACAUCGAGACGGUGUGUAAUCUACACAGUAUUUCCCUGGUCCAUGAAUCUCCGCACGAGCGUCUGCAUUGGUAUAUUGAAACGGCGUGGGCGUUCUCCACGCUACUGGGACUUAUACUCUUCUUACUAGAGAUAGCCAUCUUGUGUUGGGUGAAGUUCUAUGAUCUGAGUCCGCCGGCGGCAUGGUCAGCCUGUGUGGUCCUCAUUCCGGUAAUGAUCAUCUUCAUGGCCUUUGCCAUACACUUCUAUCGGUCUUUGGUGUCGCACAAGUAUGAGGUGACAGUUUCGGGUAUCCGAGAACUGGAGAUGCUAAAGGAGCAGAUGGAACAGGAUCAUCUGGAGCAUCAUAACAAUAUCCGAAAUAAUGGCAUGAACUAUGGCGCUUCCGGGGAUAUUGUCUAGCACGUAUAGCACGGUUCUUAGACGGUGGAUUGAACGAAAAAGACAUAGCGGCUCAGGGCAAGCCUCAGAUUAUUUUAGUGAAACACAUACACAUAUAUUGUAAAUUUGUGAUACGCGGAAGGAAGUAGAUUUCUACUAAAUGAUACGUAAACUGUAUUGCGUGUGAAUCAAGUGCUGUAGUUCUUUAUUUUUUUUAAUGGCAAUUACAAGGCACACCGGAUAUAGACAAUGAUGAAAGACCCCAAUUGAAGCAAUACUUUGGACCAAAAUGUCCGAUGAAUAUUCCUCAAAAAAUUAGCUCAUAUUUGUUAAUUAUAUAUAUUUAUUGCGUGUAAAUUUUAAAUUUUAAUGCCGUAUCCUUUUUUUUCGGAAACAUCCUUGGCAGUCUUCCCUUGUAUUGUUUAAGAAUAUUUUGGACACAACUUGAUUGUCUUAGCCCCUAAUUUUAAUGUUAGGUCAAUUAUGUAAGCGAAACCGCGCUGUAAUUUAUAUUAUAUAAUUUAUGAUUAAAUGAUUUUUCUAUA